AUGGAGAUCCGCUGCGGGGGUCUCCUCUUCAGCUCCCGCUUCGACUCAGGGAACCUGGCGCACGUAGAACAGGUGCGGCCUACGGAGCCGGGGGGCGGCCCCGCCGCCCGCGCCAACGCUCUCCCCGCCGCCGACUACGAGUUCAACGUAUGGACGCGGCCCGACUGCGCCCACACUGAGUAUGAGAACGGCAACAGGUCCUGGUUCUACUUCAGCGUGCGGGGGGGGGCCCCGGGGAAGCUGAUCAAGCUGCACAUCCUGAACAUGAACAAGCAGAGCCGGCUGUACGCGCAGGGCAUGACCCCCUUCGUGCGCACCCUGCCCGUGCGCCCGCGCUGGGAGCGCAUCCGGCAGCGGCCCAGCUUCCAGGUGGUGGAGACGCAGUUCGUGCUGUCCUUCGUGCACCGCUUCCUGGAGCACCGCGGGGCCACCACCUACUUUGCCUUCUGUUAUCCCUUCUCCUACACGGAGUGCCAGGACAUGCUGGCACAGCUGGAUGGCCGCUUCCAGGACUGCAGGCACAUGUCCCCCAGCAGCCCCCUCGACUCGGUCUACUACCACCGGGAGCUGCUCUGCCACUCUCUGGACAAGCUGCGUGUGGAUCUGCUGACCAUCACCUCCUGCCAUGGCAUGCAGGAGAAGCGGGAGCCCCGGCUGGACAAGCUUUUCCCAGACACCAGCACACCCCGGCCUCGCUGCUUCACUGGAAAGAGGGUGUUUUUCCUCAGCAGCAGAGUCCACCCAGGAGAAACCCCCUCGAGCUUUGUCUUCAACGGCUUCCUGGACUUCAUCCUGCGGGAGGAGGAUCCCCGUGCCCAAAUGCUGCGGAGGAUGUUUGUCUUCAAGCUCAUCCCCAUGCUGAACCCCGACGGGGUGGCACGGGGCCACUACCGCACUGACUCCCGUGGGGUGAACCUGAACCGGCAGUACCUGCACCCCGACGCCGAGCUGCACCCCGCGGUGUACGGGGCCAAAGCCGUCCUGCUCUACCACCACAUCCACAGCCGUGUCCUGCCAGGCUCUCCGGACUGGAGGACGUUUGUCUCCCCGCUCAGCACCAGCUCACUGAGCAUAACAUCUCCCAACUGUCCCGUCCCAGCCGUGGAGGGCACGUUAUCAGAGCUGGACAAAACCAACAACCUCCGCAACUCCCCCGGCACCUGGCGUGCCAGCACCCACUCGUGCCUGGCCCAGGAUGCCCAGCUGUCAGACAGCACAGAGCGAGCCAGCUGGAUCCUGCCAUCGAGCCACAGCACCGAGCACUGUGAGGAGGGGCCGUGGGCGCCUCCCCCAGCCCCCGUCCCCAAAGCUGCUGAGCCCCCAGAGCCCAUUGCACCCCGGGACAGUGGCCUGGCUUACUACGUGGACCUGCACGGCCACGCGUCCAAGCGCGGCUGCUUCAUGUACGGCAACAGCUUCAGCGACGAGAACGACCAGGUGGAGAACAUGCUGUUCCCCAAACUCAUCUCCCUGAACUCGCCUCACUUUGACUUCAUGGGCUGUAACUUCUCGGAGAAGAACAUGUACGCGCGGGACAAGCGGGACGGGCAGUCCAAGGAGGGCAGCGGGCGCGUGGCUGUCUACAAGGCCCUGGGCAUCAUCCACAGCUACACCCUGGAGUGCAAUUACAACACGGGGCGCUCUGUGAACAGCAUCCCUGGGGCCUGCCAUGACAACGGGCGUGCCAGCCCCCCGCCACCGCCCGCCUUCCCCUCCCGGUACACCGUGGAGCUCUUCGAGCAGGUGGGUCGGGCGGUGGCAGUGGCAGCUCUGGACAUGGCCGACUGCAACCCCUGGCCGCGGAUCGUGCUGUCGGAGCACACCUGCCUGGGCAACCUGCGCGCCUGGAUGCUGAAAUACGUGCGGGGGCUGCGCGGCACCGGCGGGGGCCCGCGGAGGAGAGGAGGUGCCAGGACCCCCCCCAGGAGCUCCACGUAAGGGCCGGCUGGGGCGAGCGUGGGAGCUGCAGGAUAACGGCACUUAGAGAUGAUAAAUGUCCCCAAGUGAGUCACCUGCCAGGGUCACCUGCCCUGGCCCUAGCCCUUCCAAGCUCCGGGAACUGCAGUUGUCAGUCCCUCUGCUCCGAGCCAUGGGCAGAGAAGGGCAGAGAGUGAACUGGUUGGGAUUUGCCUGCCCCAGUAAUCUGGGAGGUCUCUCCUGUGUCACCUCCAGCACCGGACUGGUGUGGGAGAGGC
This is a messenger RNA of Sturnus vulgaris (Common starling), 2195 nucleotides long. The record is from RefSeq and is a predicted model, not a curated record. NCBI's taxonomy places the organism in Eukaryota, Metazoa, Chordata, Aves, Passeriformes, Sturnidae.